AUGUGCGACCCGUGUGCGACCCAUGCCGAGUUGACGGACUACGAGGCCGGGCUCACCGUCGUCGGCAGCUUUGCGACCGUCGAGGAGUUCUGCCGCUACUUCAACUGGCUCAAGCCGCCCUCGCACCUCGAGCGCAACUCGAACUACCACCUCUUCAAGUCCUGCAUUAAGCCGAUGUGGGAGGACCCCGCGAUCGCGAACGGCGGCAAGUGGGUGCUCACAAUGAAGAACAACCCGCAGCUGCUCGACCGCUGCUGGAACUGGCUCGUCAUGGCGCUCGUCGGCGAGGAGCUCGAGGAGGGGCACGACGAGAUCUGCGGCGCGGUGUGGACGCGUGGGAAGGACGAUGUGCAGCGCCUGAACGGCAUCGGAAAGAAGCUCGUCAAGCUGCUCGACAUCUCCGAGGCGGACGGCCUCGGGCUGCAGUUCCAGUUCAGCACGGAGGCUAGGCCACAGCCAAACAAGUUCCUGUCGAUCCAGGCGAUGCCGCAGUCUGGCUUCCGCAACUCGUUCCAUGGGCCUCUGGACAGCGGUGCGCCCUUCCACCACCCUCCGCGGCAGGACACAGCUUCGCCAGUCGGUGGGCCGCAGUCCGCUGUUUCGGACCCCAAUGCGAGCGUGUUCGGUGGGUUCGGCGUGGGCAUAGGCGGGCCCGGCUGA
Molecule: messenger RNA, 660 nt
Organism: Schizophyllum commune H4-8
Lineage: Eukaryota; Fungi; Basidiomycota; Agaricomycetes; Agaricales; Schizophyllaceae
Product: translation initiation factor eIF4e
Exons: 3
Coding region: 1-660 (219 amino acids)
Biological process (GO): translational initiation
Cellular component (GO): eukaryotic translation initiation factor 4F complex
Molecular function (GO): RNA 7-methylguanosine cap binding; translation initiation factor activity
Source: RefSeq, a predicted model, not a curated record